CAUUGAUGAUCUUUUAGGACCUUAAAUUCUUUUUUUCUUAAAAUUCUCAAAAAUAAUUAGUAUGAUAUUGCAAACUAAAAGCAAUUAGAUUUUGAUUUUUCUGCUUUGUAUAACGGCAAAAGCUGAAAUAUAAACAUUUCUUUAAAAGGGAUACCCACAAACUUAACUACUUAUAAAUGGUCUUUACAAUAGAACCAGACAGUCAGAAAGCUGCUCAGAAUGGCGGACACGACGAGUCAGAUACAAUUAAGAUGACUUCUCUCGGAGCAGACAUACUGAUGGAUAAAAAGCCACCAGUUAACGGCUCCUCCUAUAGUGUGUUUCCCAGUGACAGUUCAGCAAAGUCUUCAUCCACUUUGAAUAUAGGACCCUACGACGACAUAGUGCCAUCACAGAUCAGCCUGAAGGAUAGAGCCAAGUCUUGUUGUCGUUCUUGCUUCACGUUGGACACGCUCAAGAAAAGAUUGCCAAUCAUAGUCUGGCUACCUCAGUAUAACCUCCUCAAGUUGGCCUAUGAUCUGAUCGCAGGUAUCACAGUAGGCCUGACCAUCAUUCCCCAGUCAUUGGCCUUCGCAGGCAUUGCUGGACUAGCACCGCAGUAUGGACUCUACUGUGGCGUCAUCUGCUGCUUUGUGUACGUGUUGAUGGGCUCAGCUAAAGACAUCACACUCGGACCGAGCGCCAUCACGUCAUUACUGACUGCAGCGUUCGCUACAAGCUUUUCUCCAAAGCUGCCAAAUGGGGACACUGACCCGACGAUGGCCAUCAUGCUGACACUGACAACUGGACUUAUACACAUCUUUAUGGGCGUUUUUAAGUUAGGUAUACUGGUCAGUUUCAUUUCAUUUCCGGUCAUCAACGCAUUCUCAUCUGCUGCCGCUAUUACGAUCGCUGUCAGUCAACUCAGAACUUUGUUAGGUCUCAAAGGCGUCCCCAAUGACUUUGUUGCAGCUUUGGAUAAUAUAAGACAAAGACUUCCUUAUAUCAAUGUUUGGGACAUGACGAUGGGGAUGUCCUGUAUUCUGCUAGUCGUUCUAAUCAAAAAGCUUCGUGAAAUAAAGUUUAAAGAUGACCCUAACAAGCCAACACCAAAGUACAUCCUGCUGUUCCGUCAAGUAGUUUUAAUCUGUGGAUCUGCCUCUACCGCCAUUGUUGUAAUACUGGCAUCCAUUAUUCUCUACAUCUUGGAAAGUAACGGCAUCAAGGCCAUCACACCCACUGGCUACAUCAAACCUGGACUACCGGAUGUCCGUGUUCCAAGUUUCAGCAUCCAUAUUGGCAACUACACAAUGGGAACAUCGGAAAUGUUUUCGACCAUAGCUCCUGGCAUCAUUGUGUUUCCAUUCAUAACUCUGAUUGAAGCCAUGGCCAUAGGCAAAUAUUUUGCUCGUGUCAACCGGUACAAACUGGAUCCAAGUCAAGAGUUGCUAAGCUACGGCGUCGCCAACCUUCUGACCUCGUUCUUUCAAGGUUAUCCAAUUACUGGGACAUUUUCAAGAACGGCCAUCAACUCACAGUGUGGGGUCAAGACGACCCUUGGCUGUACUUUCACCGGCGUCAUAGUCAUCAUUGGUCUUGCUUUCAUGACGCCUAUCUUCUACUACAUCCCCAAGUGCGCCCUGGCUGGGGUCAUCAUAGCGGCCGUGUUGGCCAUGGUGGACGUCCACACUUUCGUAGCUCUUUACAAAGCCAACAAAAUUGACGUUUUCCCGUACCUAGUGACAUUUGCAGCAACACUUCUGAUAGGUGUACAGUGGGGAAUAUUUGUUGGUGUUGGUGUGUCUAUUCUGAUCUUACUCUAUCCCAUUGCAAGACCCAAACUACUGUUUUCUAGUGUCCAAGGCUUCAUGAUUGUAACCCCAACCACAGGUCUUAACUUCCCCAGCGCAGAGUAUCUGGAGAUAAAAGCACUGGAUAGAGCACUAGAUGUUGAAAAACCAAAUCAUAUCAUUUUAAAUAUGGAGCACCUGUCCUUCAUGGAUUUCUCUGGGAUUCAAGCCAUUAAAUCUUUACUGGCUGAGUGCGAGGUCAACGGAAUGAAACUUAUACUAGCCCAAGGUCAGAAACGGGUCAGAAGACAACUGAAACUUGCUCAGAUCAAAAAUUUGAUUGUCGCCCACACAAUUCAAGACGCAAUAAUUAAGUUUACUACUGAAAUGACUCAAGAUCCUAAGGACAGUAAAGAAGAACAGGAAACUGAUGGACAUUUUAUCAGCCGUCUCUAAAACUAAUAUUCUAUUUCUGGUCGAAAAUUCAUUUUUCUGGAGACUCAAUUUCUUGUUCUGAGAAAGAACUCCAAUGCAAACAAACGUUCGAGUGACUCACAGUCCUGGAUUCUAUAUUCCUGGUACAUGGAUUCUUAACGACCAUUGCUAUACUCAGAAUGUUCAAGUAAUUUAACACAUUUGGUUUACCCAAUUGUUUGAAAACUAUGUAAAUAUUAAGCAAUAUUCUUUUCUUCUGAAAAGAACAUUCAAGAAACAAUCAUAUUUUCUGAACACCUUUAUUUUUUCAAUGUCUCCCAUUAGCUCUGUCUUCAUAGAUGUAAAAAUGGAAAUUAUUUAAAAUGGAAUUAUUUAUUUCAAGCUACGAUUUCGAACUAGUGAAGCUGGAUUGCUUAGUUCAUUAGCACGUUAAUAACGCGAAUGUCAUGAGUUCGAUCGCUCUACUGUGCAUUUUAAAAAAAAUUUAAUGACAAAGAAAGUUUUAAUGUUUAGUUUACUAUUAUGUUAACAUAAAGUAGGAAAUUAUUUCCAAAAUAUAGGCAGUGUUUACGUUUAAUCCUCAAAACUGGAAAGACUGUGUCAUGUUCAAGAGUUGGUCUAUUUAGGGUGUGAUAGGUAUUUUUCAACUCUAGGGAUUCCCAAUCAUUCGCGUUCUAAGGCGUACACAAAAUAUUUCAAUUCUGCUAGAUAAUUUCUUCACUGGGCAAGUUAUAACAAUAAAUUAUAAGAAAUUUGAAAUUAUCAACUGUCGAUUAUAAUGAACUUACGUUUACAUGAAGUGGAAUUAUAAAAGGCACACAUUUUGAAAAUUCAAACAUAAUGGGGUCAGUUGUAAGCGAACGCGUCAUUCAGUAGAAAUUGCGUCAUUAAGUAGAGAUGUUGUCAUUCAGUAGAGAUUGCGUCAUUCAGUACGGAUUGCGCAUUUUCUUGAAAUCUUCCACAGCAAAUUUGGUUGAAACUUAUUUUUUAAGAGCGCUUACAUGAAUACACAAAAAAAUAUGGGUAUAAUUCUAUGGCUGUGGUUGUUACAACAAUCAUUGAUCAAUUAUUUAACCUCAAUCAUUUAGAAGAUACAACUGACGUAGCAUUGUUUCAGUUAACAUAGCCAUUUCACUUGGAUGAAUAUUUCUAUAAUAGUUCUAUCUAUUUUGUAAAUAUCUGUAAAUAUUUACUAACCAUAGAACCAUAAUAAAUUGAUGUCAAUU
Biomphalaria glabrata is the source of this 3430-nucleotide messenger RNA. RefSeq names its product sodium-independent sulfate anion transporter-like. Gene Ontology annotation, biological process: transmembrane transport. Gene Ontology annotation, cellular component: membrane. Bases 177 to 2225 code for a protein of 682 amino acids. The transcript is spliced from 17 exons. NCBI's taxonomy places the organism in Eukaryota, Metazoa, Mollusca, Gastropoda, Planorbidae. The record is from RefSeq and is a predicted model, not a curated record. Gene Ontology annotation, molecular function: sulfate transmembrane transporter activity.